AAAAAUUUGGCGUAUAACGUUUAAAACUAGUCAAUUUGACAUUUGUUGCGCAUGUAGCGUAUGUUAGGAACGUGGUCUGUCAAUUUGUCAAUGUCGGUAUAAUAGUUUUUUUUGUUUUUGUGUAAUUAAUGAACAGAUAUUUUGUUUAAAUAGAAUUUGUAGAAUAAAGCUUUCACCGUUCUAUAUCCAUAUCUCUUUUUCGUUGUUUCAUGCUAACACAUUUCUGAAAUUGUAAGAGCCCAAAGAUGGUGGGAUUUGAAGUCGAUAUGAACCGGGACGACGACUGUGACAAUAUCGGACUUGGUUGUGCUUUAGAGCACUUUUCCGAAGUGGAAGAAGUAUUGAAUAUGAUAGACAACGUAAAAAAUAUAUACAAUACUCCCUCUUUCGAAGUAGAAUACGAUAAAUUAUACAAUAUAUUGAAACAGUAUUAUGAACAACCACAUUUACUUGAUCCUCAUUUAGAAAAAAUUUUGGCAAAAUUUUUAAGUCUUAUAAAAGAUAAAGAUUCUCCAUUUGAAUUAAAGCAUGCCACUUUCAACUACAUGUACCAAAUCAUUCGAGUAAGAGGAUAUAAAAUAGUUAUACGCCACUUGCCACAUGAAGUUGCAGAUCUCAUGACAGUGCUUUCAUACCUGGAAGCUCAAGACCCCAAUGAUAAAGAAACAUGGAGGAGCCGAUUUGUCCUUUUGCUUUGGCUGUCAAUUGUUGUUAUCAUUCCAUUUCACAUGAGCCGUCUUGAUGGUUUUGCUCCAGGACAGCCAGAUGCCGGUUCUUCUAAGAAACUGACAGUAAUGGAGAGAAUCUUUAACAUAUGCAAAACAUAUGCUUUGAGUAAAGAUUCAUGUGCUGAAGCCAGUGCUUUUUUAGUUUCUAAGUUUCUUAUAAGAUCAGAUGUAAAAGAUUUAUAUAUGGGUGCAUUUUUUGACUGGGCCUGUGAACUACAUUCCAAUCUGCAAGAGGAAGAAAAAAUUCGCUAUGGUGUGUUGGCAGCUGUUGCUGCAGUUCUUAAGCAUGGCAAGAGGGAUGACUUAUUGCAAUUUGCUCCCAAGCUAUUGAAAUGGGUCACUGAUCAAAAUUACAAACAACAUAAAGCUAUGUUGGUGAGAAAAUAUGGAGUGAAGAUAGUGCAAAGAAUAGGCUUAACAUUCUUGCGUCCGCGCGUCGUAUCGUGGCGUUAUACGCGUGGGUCGCGUUCCCUCGCCGUCACACUGGGUGGCGUGGCGGCCGCUGGCGACACCGAGCCUAUUACUGCGCCCCUAGAUGAUGACGACCAGGAUAUCCCUCAAGAGGUGGAGGAUGUUGUGGAACUUCUCCUUUGUUCCCUUCGCGACGACGAUACGGUGGUGAGAUGGUCUGCGGCUAAAGGCAUCGGUCGCAUUGGAGCGCGACUGCCAGCGCUAGCAGCGGCCGAUGUGUGCGAAUGUGUGCUGGGACUAUUUGCUGAUAAUGAGCGGGAAACCGCCUGGCAUGGCGGCUGUAUGGCGCUCGCUGAACUUGCGCGGCGCGGGCUACUGUCGCCGCAGCAGGUAGGCGCGGGGGUGGGGGCCGUAGUGCGCGCGUUGUGCCGCGACGAGCCGCGCGCGGCGGGCGGAGGAGGCAGUCGGGCGGCGCGGGACUCCGCCUGUCAUGCUGCUUGGGCGUUCGCGAGGGCGUACGACGCGCAAGCGUUGGCGCCACACGCUAAUACGUUAGCGAACGCCCUCAUCGCCACCGCGUGCUUCGAUAGAGAGAUAAAUUGUCGACGAGCAGCUUCCGCGGCAUAUCAGGAAAACGUUGGUAGGCACGGUAUGUUCCCUCACGGCAUAGACGUUUUGACCACUGCUGACUUUCAAACGGUCGGCCCCAGGAAUAACGCUUUCCUUGUGAUCGCGCCGCAAGUUGCCGAUUACCCGGAAUACACUCAGCCACUCAUAGACCAUCUCGUGGAUUUGAAAGUGGAACAUUGGGAUUGUGCCAUUCGGGAACUGGCCGCUAAGGCUCUCAACAAAUUGACACCUAAGAUUCCCGAGUAUGUAGCAGCUGUGAUAUUACCAAAAUUGGUGCAGAAAAGCGAGUCUAUAGAUUUGAAUGUGCGUCAUGGUGCCAUACUCGCUAUCGGAGAAGCCAUCCACGCUCUGUCCCAAAUCAAAUUGUCUGAUGGCAAACCUGCCGAUUCUCUGAUAUCAGAAGACAUUUCUAUCGCCGUGCGAGAAUUAGUGCCUCGUUUGAGAGCUAGACAACAAUUCCGCGGUCUCGGCGGAGAGUUGAUGCGGCAGGCGUGCUGCCAGUGUAUAGCUCUGCUGUCACUGGCUGCCGUGCCUUACCAUUCGCACCCUACUAUAGAUGAAUGGUUAAAUUUGAUAGAAGAAUGUCUGUCACACGAAGUGCAAGCCAUUCGCGAGAAGGCAAUCUACGCACUUCCCUUGGUCUUCGAUCAGUAUUUGCGGGACGAUAAACUAGUGUAUGGGGAUAAGACAGCUAAGGUGAAACGAAUGGAACUCAUCGAAAAGUACUGCGAACAGCUGACUAACACUGGGGUCAAUGGGCUCGUUUUAAGAAUGGGAUAUUCACGAGCUGUCGGUUCACUGCCUAAAUCCGUGCUUUCUGAACAACUGCCUUUGAUCAUACAGUCGCUAAUAGAUUGCGCUAAAGUAUCCGAGAACACUCUGAAGUGGGCAGAAGGUCGACGAGAUGCAGUGAUCGGUCUGACUGAAGUGUGCCACACUCAAGGAAUAGUGAAUGGCGUUGAGAAAUAUGUGGGACAAAUCGUUGAGGCCCUGCUGCAUUGUUUAUCCGAAUAUACUAUCGAUAUGAGGGGUGAUAUAGGGGCUUGGGUGAGGGAAGCUAGUAUGACUGGCCUCUUAGCACUCUGUCGACAAUGUGCAAUAGAAGCUCCGCACCUAAACUCGUCGGAAGUAAUUAGGAACAUAAUGCGAGGCAUAGCGCAGCAAGCGGUCGAGAAGAUUGACAGAACUAGAGCGCACGCUGGACGAAUAUUCACCGCCUUGAUUUACAACGACCCGCUCAUAACUAACAUACCACAGCACGACGCGCUUAAACGCAUAUUUCCCUGCGAGGAAGUAGAACUUAAGCCCAAAGAACAAGAGGAUGAAACAGAACCGACUGCCAGUGAGAAUUCCAACGUGGUGCUGUGGCUCUUUCCAGGACAUACUAUGCCGAGAUUCGUGCAGUUGUUGAACUAUGACGAGUAUAGAUAUAAUGUUAUUAAAGGGUUGAUCGUCAGCGGUGGAGAGCUGACGGAGAGUUUGGUCAAACAUACAACACAGUCUUUGUAUUCAUACCUUAACACAUUGCAAGACAACAAACCUAUGCUAAAAUCCAUCUGUGAUACAAUUAUCAAAGUGUUCGCUGACAAUUUACAUGUGAAACGAAUUACGGGGCCCAUCUUCAAUUUCCUUGAUAGACUCCUAAGUUCAGGUUCAAUAUCACCAAUAUUAGAGGACCCAGAUUCCACUUUUGCAGCAGACAUUUUGAAAUAUUUGCAAAUAGAAUUGAGGGGUGGGAAAAAUAUUUACAAGCUAUUGGAUUCCAUCAAUGUGCUGUGUCAACUGAUUCAGGUUGGUGGUGUAGUGUGCAGCAAAUCUUUGGGCCAAUUGGUUAUUUACUUGUGUUACGCCGAUCGUUAUGUAAGAAGAUGCGCCGCCGCAAGACUGUAUGAAGCUUUGACACUAUAUGGCGACGUUUGUUCGGUGCCACAGGACAAUAUAGAUCAGAUUAUGGCGGUCCUUGCUGACACAGACUGGGAAAAGGACGUGAACGAAUUAAGACCUAUAAGGAAUGACCUAUGCGAUCUCAUGAACAUCAAGCGACCAGUUAUGAAACAGAAGAAUCCAUCGUAAAGUUUAAUCAAAUAAGGUCGGAUUUUGCUUAACGCUUUUAUAACAGAACGCAUUUGACAUGUGUAAACGAAUAAUUUUGUAUUUUUCAACACAUUUUAUUUGCUGCUUAGUGCCUUAAUAUGAAAUAUUUAUUUUUUUAUUCAACAUUGCAUUGCAUAAGAGCGAUGUUUUUGCCUAUAUGAUGUAAUGAAUCUCUCAAGUCUGUAUCCGUUUAGUCGAGGUUGAUGCAAAUUCUGCAACAUAGUGUGUGUUUAGACUGAUAAUGUUUUGUGCAAUAUUUUGCAUCUGAAUAAAUGAUACUGAGUGUUGUCUGACAAUCAAAUUCAAAAUAUUAGGUCUCUCUAUGAAGAGAUCAGUGAUCACAAGUUGCUUUGUUAGAUUAUGAUUCUGUUAAGCUUAUGUGGAAUUGAAAUUGUCCACUAUCUGUCAGAUAAGCUAACCGGUCAGUGAAUUUGGAGAGGCAGGCUUCACAAAAAUAUUCUUGGUUUCACAUAAAUAACUUACAGAUUUUGCACCAUUGUGCCUAAGGUUCCAAAACUGAAUAAUGUUGCGUGCAAAUUCUUGAUUAAUUUAGUGUAAUGCUAAAGACAUUUCCUUAACAAACAACUGCUUAUUCUUCAUGUAAUAAUAGUUUUUAGUCAUUCUAUUUGUACCGCAGAACAAUGCAAUCAAAUUCAUAAACAUCGUUUUUUAAUAAUGGCUAUAACGUACAAACUGUUGUUGUAUUGUCUAGAUUGGUACAUUGUUUUAAAACUUAAUUUCAUGAGCAACUUUGUUUUAUAUACGUGCUCAACACAGGUAUUAACUUGUAAGGUUUUCGUAAUUGAUUCCUAAAAACAAGGAAUCGGAGAAAAAAAAUCGAGAUUAUUUAAAAUUUUGGUUGUUUAUUUUUUAUUUUAGCUUAGUUCACGAGUGAAUGGAGUGUAAAUGAGAGAUUGUCCGAGUCCGCUCAACCGAAUACUAUAAGAAAAUGUAACAAUUUAACAUUUAUAAUUUAUUUAAAACUUGACUGGACAUAAUAACAUUGUAAAAGAAUGCAUUUAUUUUACUUUACAAUAUAUAAUUUAUUUAUACUUACUAUUUCCAUGUUUUAUUUGCACCCGUAGCUGAUAAAUAAUACAAAUAUGCACUUAAAAUAAUCUUUAAUCAUAAAUUAAUUAAUUGCACAUCAACAAUAAUCUAAUAAGCACCAAUUUGUCAUGAUGCCAACGACAAUCAAUUUUCCCCCACCUUACAAUCUCAAAUUUGAUAUGAACGAGUCUUUACAAAUUGUUUUAUUAUCCAAUGAUAUAAAAACAUAAUAAGUAUAAUAUAACAACAGACAAUAGAAUGCUAAUCACCUUAUAAUUAUUUAAAAGAGGUUGAUUAUUAGCCAAAGUUAUUAACGGCCAAAUAAGCAAGUACCAAAAUUAUAUUUUUAAAGUUCGUUUCCCAGUACGAUCCGAUUAUAACUAAAAGAACCUCGAACAAAGUUUGACACUCUUAAUAGGGGUGACGACGGGGUACAGUAAUCGAAAUUCUAUUUAGUCCGUCAGUUAGAUGAUCAAAAAAUAAUGGACACGUAUUUUUUCUUGUGUCCGUGAUGCUAGUGAAUUUUCACUUAAAAGUGUACUCAAACGUGACGUCAUGCGACUUUUCAAAUCAAUGUAUCUCUGCAAUGUUUAUAUUAUGUGAAAAAAGAAAAAAUAUGUGUCCAAUACUUUUUGAUAAUCUACCUGAUAAACGAAGAAAAAAAAUAAUCAUCAUCCCUAUUGUAUGCUUUUCGAACGAGAAUAAGCGCGAUUUAUUCUUUGAAUUUUUAGGCUCCGUUUUCUACAGACUUUGUAACACCCAAACCGCUUCUUUCUCGUGGUUGAAACAAACAUUAAGGUUGUUAUAAUUUUUUUUGAAGCAUGUAACUGCUUCAUGUUUAAAUCUAAAGAAAAUAAUAAUAAUUAAGGUUGUGUUAAAAUAUUAAUAUAUGAUAAUGUAUAUAAAGUACUUGUACUACCUACAGCUGACCAUUCUUAUAUGCAACAAGGACAAGAAACACGUUAAGUAAAACAAAUCUGAAUUAUUGGACGUUUCGUCUUGUUGUAAUUUCGGUAGGUACCAGUUUUAUAUAUUUUACAGUUUUGGCACCUGAUUAGAGUAAACAACUCUUGUUGUCCUCUUGUAAAGAAGAGAUAAAUCAUCAUAUUUUUAUAUAUAUAGAUAUAAAUAAAAGGUGUUAGCAAUCUCUUACUUUUGCAUCAAAAUUCUUAUCUCAAACUCGUAUACUUAAUAAUUUUGGUGGUAAUCUUGAUCAACCAAGUAGUUGUAACUGCGCAGGGUCCUGUGGUGCCUCGGCGAUAAUGUUUGCCCAGAACGUCCCAUAGUCCUUUAGGACUGUUCCUCUGUAAAACAAAAGUGACAAAUGUGAAUUUUAAAAAGAAAAUCUAUUUUUUUUGUUUUUGUUUAAAAAGCGUGCUGGUUUUGAGUCUUUUUCAAAGCUUUUAUUUAACUUGCAAUGUAUGUAUGUUAUGUUUGUUCGGAUGGAAUCUUGCAACUCAAUUUUGAAGCAGAUAUCUUCAUUCGAUUGAGCUGAAAUUUUUGUACACACGUUUGGAUGACAAUGCAUGGUAAGCUGUGUGACGUCACUCUAAAUUCAAUAUGGCAGAACAUACAAGAUGGCGGACUAGUUAUUUAUGAUGUAAUCCUACAAUAUGAGUAUCAAAUGAAACGACUUGCAAUCCUACAAACUAUAGUGGCGUCACCUUAAAUCCAAUAUGGUGUACUUAAUAAGAUGGCAGACUAAGUUUUUAUACUUUCCUACAAUAUGGGUAUCAAAUCAAGUUGCUAAGAAUAUAAGGUUUUUGAAGUGUUCGAUGGUGUCCAGCGAUAGCUAGAAAGUAUAAACAAAAUUGGAAAACUUUCAAGUAAAUAUCAUUAUCUUCCCUUACUUUAAUCUGGC
Messenger RNA from Chilo suppressalis (striped riceborer), 6774 nucleotides. The record is from the annotation of a GenBank genome assembly. NCBI's taxonomy places the organism in Eukaryota, Metazoa, Arthropoda, Insecta, Lepidoptera, Crambidae.